Messenger RNA from Gongylonema pulchrum, 195 nucleotides. Lineage: Eukaryota; Metazoa; Nematoda; Chromadorea; Rhabditida; Gongylonematidae. The record is from the annotation of a GenBank genome assembly.
UAUAGCAACUCUCAGCGCUCAAUGGAAAAGUACUUGAAGCAAUGUUCUGCACAGGAACGAAAUGAUGGCGUACAGUGGUGCACGUUCGACUUUGAGCGUGAGUUCGGCUACGACUGCUCAAAAGCAACAAAUUAUGGCUACGACAACGGCAAUCCAUGCUUUUUGUUCGUUUUUGAAAAUGUUAGUGUUUGGUAA